Molecule: messenger RNA, 11698 nt
Organism: Coregonus sp. 'balchen'
Lineage: Eukaryota; Metazoa; Chordata; Actinopteri; Salmoniformes; Salmonidae
Source: the annotation of a GenBank genome assembly
AUGAACGAGCCCGUAGAGAGCGGUGUGGUCUCAUUUGACGAGUACGUGCGUCAGAAGGCCCGCAGCGUGCCCCAGCACCGUAUGAAGGAGUUCCUUGAGUCCCUGGCCAACAAGGGCCCCGAGACGCUGCAGGACUUCAGACAGCAGGGCGACGCCGCCACUACCACCACCAUGGUUUACCAGCAGGGGGGCAACUGUGUCUACACAGACAGCACAGAGGUGGCUGGCUCGCUGCUGGAGCUGGCCUGUCCGGUAAGAGGAGAGACCUCCUUACGUGGUUCCUUCAGUAGUUAAUUUUUUUUGAAUACUCCUCAGGCUGCCGAGUGCCCUUUGCCCUUAUCUAGUCUAUAUACUAUGAAUAACAGAUCAAUUGACCAAAUUGAGAGUAAAGUCCAACUCAUACUUAAACACUGGCAGCACCUAUCUCAUUGUCACUUUUGAUCUGUAUUUGAUUGAUUCUCCUGUGGAUAAACAGGUGCAGGUGACCUCUGCACAGAUCUCACCCCAGAUGGCUGCUGGUGUGCACCAGGGGUCUGAGCAGCUAAUACAAGUACAGGUGAGACCUUCCCUCACUCACCCUACCUAUUACACCAUAAGCAAUGUUUCCACUAAAUUAUUUUCCAGACUGGACCCAAAGGCCUCCUUAUCGACAUCCAGGGCCUGUAACCUAAAUGUUCAAAUUAAAAUACAGUUGUCAGGGAAACACCGACCCUCACCACACUCAGACAUGUGGCAUGUGAUGGAUGGUGGUGCACUGUGCAUUCUCAUUCCCUAUGUGGUCAGGUGCAGAUCCAGGGGCAGCAGGACCAGACGGUAGACCUCCAGGGCAUCCCCACAGCAGCACAGCUGGUCCAGCAAGGAGAGCUCACAGAGGAGCAGCACCAACAGGUACACACACGACUGCAUUAUUACACACACACACACCCCAUCCAUGUACUCUCCUCACCCAGUAAAUGUAUAGGUAUUGUAUACACCAGGCUUAGGUAUUUGUUCUGUCUCGUUCAGAUCCAGGCCCAGUUGGUGGCAGCAGUGUCAGGAGGUCAACAAAUCCAGCAUAUUCAACUACAAGGGGGUCAGCAAAUUCAGCUCCAAGGAGGUCAACAAAUCCAGCUUCAAGGGGACCUACAGGGUGGUCAACACAUCCAACUUCAAGGCGGUCAACACAUCCAACUACAAGGCGGUCAACACAUCCAACUACCAGGCGGUCAACACAUCCAACUACCAGGCGGUCAACACAUCCAACUACCAGGCGGGCAACAAAUCCAACUACCAGGCGGGCAACAAAUCCAACUACCAGGCGGGCAACAAAUCCAACUACAAGGCGGGCAACAAAUCCAACUACAAGGCGGGCAACAAAUCCAACUACAAGGCGGGCAACAAAUCCAGCACAUUCAGCUACCAGGCGGUCAACAAAUUCAACUACAGGGAGGCCAGCAGAUCCAGAUCCAGACGGUGGAGGCCAUGUCUCCUCAGCAGCAGCAGGGCUCUCCCCGAGAGGCAGAGAGGAGAGCUGGCGUCCUCCAACCCGCCAAGAAGCGCAAGGUUGACGUCCCCAUCCAGGUGUCCUAUGCCCUCCCUCAGAGCCAGCAGGGCCAGCAGGUGGUUCUGGCCCUCCCCCAAGGGCAGGGGCAGCAGCAGCAGUACCUGUCCAUCCGGCCAGACCUGCUCACUGUGGACAGCACCCACCUUUACAGCACUACGGGUACCAUCACAGGCCCUGCUGGGGAGACCUGGACCAUCCCUGUAUACUCUGGGGGGCAGCAGGGGGGCGUACAUCAUAUCGCCAUUCCCCAGGAGGCCUACAGCACGAUGCAGGUGUCCUCCUCCGGUCACCAUGACAACAAGGACAAUGGAGUGGCCCACUCCUCGUCGUCGGGUGCCUUGUCGGGUGGCACGGUGUCUGUGUCCGGGACAACGAACGAGGAAGUGGUGCAGACGCUGUUCCCGGCACAGUUCAUGAACGGGAACAUUCACUGCCCUGUGGUGGUGCAGACGGUGGGCGGGGCUUACAAUAGCACGCAGCAGCUUCACAUCUGGGAUCCCCAGCAGCAGCAGGAACACCAGGAGCACCAGCUCCACCUACAGGUCAGAACAGGACCUACACCCCUUGGGUUAGACCUUGACUUUGUCCUUACCUCAGAUUUCAAGGUUUUCCACAACAGUAAUGUAGGUUUUUGUUUUAUGACUAUUAUGUUGGAUUGAUGAACAAUGAACAUGUUGGACUGUUAGAUUAUGUUGUAGAUUAAGUCCGUGGUCUCUCCCAGUUAAGCAGGAUAUGAUUGGUUCAAUUAAUGGACACCUAUUCACUGUCUCCAGUUUUAUGUCCUCAGUGCUGUCUUUUUUCCCUUGAAGGUAUUUUAGGAAAUAUGUAAUUCCCUGCACCACAAAUGAGCAAAGCAUGUAGUGUGCAUGUUUCUCUUCUAACAUUUCACUUCUAUUGUGUCCCCCUGCAGGGUAAUAUCGAGUCAGAGUCCCAGGUUGAGGCCCCCCAUGAGCUGCUGCUGCCCAUCUCCCUGAAGCCUGAGGAGGGCCUGGAUGUGUGGCGCCUCUGGGUCCAGCGCAAGAACGCAGAGCUGGACAAGGAUGAGCAGAACACGCUGGCGCCCAUCGGACGUGAGUUUAAACACACUCCCACUCACUCAUUAAAUUGCCCUCUCCAAGUAUGUGAACUUCUCUUUCACUCUCUCCUCCCUUCCUGUCUCUCUCUUUCUCCUGCAUCUCUCUGUCUUUCUCUUGUGGGUUUGAUUCUUAAUUCGGAACAUAUGUCACUGUGAAUGUUCUAGUCAGUGUUUGGAUAAAAGUGUCCAUCAUUAAUUUCUCUCUUUGUGCAGGUCGGCAGGCCCUACGCUUCCAGGAGGACCUGGUGUCGAGUGCGGUGGCUGAGCUCAACGUGGCUCUGGCCCUCAUGACCCAGGAGGCCCAGGGGCUGGAGGGAGAAAGGUUUGAGCCUGACGCCCUCUACUACAUAUUUCUGUGUAUACAGAAGGUAUGCAUACCACAUGACACUAACACAUACACACUGUCACUGACAUAUCAUCAUACUACAAACACACACGGUACAAGAUACUGACUGAAAUGUAUCACAGUUGACAGAGGUUGUUUUUCUAUUUCUGCUGACAGUACCUCUUUGAAAACGGACGGGUGGAUGAUAUCUUCUCUGACCAGUACUACACACGCUUCUCCCAGUGGUUACACAAAGCCCUGGAUGAGUGGAGGCCCAGCAUCCAUCCACUAGGUAAGAGCCACAGCGUUUGUGUCUUUGUGUUUCUGUGUGUAAGUGCAAGAGAUGGUAUAGGUAAAAGCCUGCUGAAGGCCUUCGGGUGGAACUGUCAAAGCACAUUGGAACAUUGAUUGUUGUGUGCACAGUCAGAUAACUUUUUGUUAAGUGCAAUAGAAACUCACAAUUCUGUUGUGUAUUUUUGUGACUUUCAUACCUGAGUACAUUUCUGUACUUUGGGCUGCUCGUUGUCUUGUGAGAGGAGAGCGUAUUGUGAUUGGCUGCUCUCUCCUCCCAGGGUACAUAAUUCCCAGUCAUGUGACAGAGGAGAUGCUGUGGGAGUGUAAACAACUAGGAGCUCAUUCACCAGCCACGCUGCUUACCACACUCAUGUUCUUCAACACUAAGUGAGUCUCACACACACAAACACACUUACAUUUUAGUAAUUUAGCAGAAGCUCUUAUCCAGAGCGAUUUACUGUAGCUCAGUUGGUUGAGCAUGGCGCUUGUAACACCAGGGUUGUGGGUUCGUUUCCCACGGGGGGCCAGUAUGAAAAUGUAUGCACUCACUAACUGUAAGUCGCUCUGGAUAAGAGUGUCUGCUAAAUGACUAAAAUGUAAAAAAAAAUCUUAAGAUAACUAGGUGGGACAACUACAUACAGUGCAUUUGGAAAGUAUUCAGACGCAUUGACUUUUUCCACAUUUUGUUACACUACAGCCUUAUUCUAAAAUUGAUUAAAUACGUUUUUUCCUCAUUAGUCUACACACAAUACCCCAUAAUGACAAAGCAAAAACAGGUUUUUAGAAAUGUUAGCACAUUUAUUAAAAAUAAAAAACAGAUACCUUAUUUACAAAAGUAUUCAGACCCUUUGCUAUGAGACUCGAAAUUGAGCUCAGGUGCAUCCUGUUUCCAUUGAUCAUCCUUGAGAUGUUUCUACAACUUCAUUGGAGUCCACCUGUGGUCAAUUCAAUUAAUUGGACAUGAUUUGGAAAGGCACACACCUGUCUAUAUAAGGUCCCACAGUUGACAGUGCAUGUCAGAGCAAAACCCAAGCCAUGAGGUCGAAGGAAUUCUCAGUAGAGCUCCGAGACAGGAUUGUGUCGAGGCACAGAUCUGGGGAAUGGUACCAAAAAAUGUCUGCAGCAUUGAACGUUCCCAAGAACACAGUGGCCUCCAUCAUUCUUAAAUGGAAGAAGUUUGGAACCACCAAGACUCUACCUAGACGUGGCUGCCCGGCCAAACUGAGCAAUCGGGGGAGAAGGGCCUUGGUCAGGGAGGUGACCAAGAACCCAAUAGUCACUCUGACAGAGUUCCUCUGUGGAGAUGGGAGAACCUUCCAGAAGGACAACCAUCUCUGCAGCACUCCACCAAUCAGGCCUUUGUGGUAGCUUAGCCAGAUGGAAGCCACUCCUCAGUAAAAGGAGUGCUUCUACAUCUGCAUUGCUUGCUGUUGGGGUUUUAGGCUGGGUUUUCUGUAUAGCACUUUGUGACAUCUGCUGAUGUAAAAAGGGCUUUAUAAAUUGACAUGACAACCCGCUUGGAGUUGGCCAAAAGGCACCUAAAGACUCUCAGACCAUGAGAAACAAGAUUCUCUGGUCUGAUGAAACCAAGAUUGAACUCUUCCCUACAGUGAAGCAUGGUGGUGGCAGCAUCAUGCAGUAGGGAUGUUUUUCAGGGACUGGGAGAAUAGUCAGGAUCGAGGGAAAGAUUAACGGAGCAAAGUACAGAGAGAUCCGAUGGUUCACCAUGUCAAAGGCACCGGAUAGAUCUAGGAGGAUGAGAACAGAGGAGAGGGAGGGAGCUUUGGCAGUGCGGAAAGCCUCUGUGACACAGAAGAGCAGUCUCGGUUGAGAGACCCGUCUUGAAGCCUGACUGGUUAGGGUCAAUAAGAUAGUUCUGAGAGAGAUAGCGAGAGAGUUUGUCAGAGACAGCACGCUCAAGUGUUUUGGAAAGAAAAGAAAGAAGGGAUAGCGGUCUGUAGUUUGACGUCAGAGGAGUCGAGUGUUGGUUUCUUGGGGAGGGGAGCAACGGGUAAUUUUAAAGUCAGAGGUGACACAGCCAGUGGUCAGGGAUGAGGGAAUUGAGAUGGUCUCCAGAGAUGGUAGGGGGGGAGUCUAACAGGCAGGUUUUCGGCGGCAUGACCUCACUAGUCACUGGAUUUCAUCUGGAGAGAGACUGGGAAAAGGGGUCAAGGUGGAGUUCUGUGUUAGUGGAAACAGUGGACUCAAUAGGCUGAGUGAAUGAGGAGCGGAUGUUGUCAACCUUUUCAAAAUAGUUGACAAAGUCGUCCACAGAGGGGGAGGUGGAAAAGAGUUUCCUUGUUUUAGAGGCAGAAUCUUGAAAUGUAGAGUGAUAGAAACUGGCAGCGGAUACAGAGGAAGAGGGAGUGAAAGGAUAUUAGCUUCUCCGGAAGUUUCAUUUUCUUCCAUUUUCGCUCAGCUGCCCACAGCCCUGUUCUGUAAGCUCGCAAUGAGUCACUCAGCCAUGGAGCAGGAGGGGAGAGCCGGCCAGGAGGAAAGGGGACCGUGCGAGUCAUAGGAUGCGGAACGGGAGGAGAGUAGGGUCAAAGAGGCAGAAUCAGGAGGGAGAAGGAUUUGGCAGAAGGGAGAGAUGAUAGGAUAGAAGAGGAGAGAGUAGUGGGAUAGAGAAUGAAGAUUGCGCUAGUGCAUGACCAUCUGGGUAGGGGCUGAGUGGCUAGGGUUGGAAGAGAGGGAGAUGGAAGGUUGCAGUGAGAUUAGUAGUCGAACAGCCUCUAGUCAAGAUGAGGUCAAGCGUAUUGCCUGCCUUUUGAGUGGGAGGGGACUGGGAAAGGGUGAGGUCAAGAGGCAAGGAGGGGAAAGAGAGUUGGAAACAAAAAAAUCAAGGCAGAUGUCGGGAGGUUGAAGUCGCCAAGUAUGAACGGCGGUGAGCCAUCGUCAGGAAAUUAACUUAUCAAGGUGUCAAGCUCUUUGAGGAACUCUAAGGGCACCUGGUGGGCAAUAGAUGACAAGAAUGUUACGCUUGAGUGGACAAAUGACCGCAAGGAAUUCAAAUGAGGAGAUGGACAGGUGUGUGAGGAAGAAAAUAGAAGUGAGAGUGUGGAGCCUUCCUCUCUUUCCUUCCUCAAAUAACUCUGCAGAACAGUCUUUGUUUUGGCAACGGUCUUAGUUUUGCGACGAGAUCACCGCUGAGAAAACAGGGGAGACUGAAGUACUAAUUGCUAAUUGCCUUGCAAAGGUGAAGAGCACACCUCCCGGUACUAAUUUCUGAUUGCCUAGAAGAGGAGAAACCACUCCCCCUCCAAUACAGCCACUGAUUACGAAAACGACAACAGUCACAAAUUGCCCUGCCCCUUAAUCCAUGUUGAUGUCAAAAAUAAUCUGCAAGUUAUGAGCAGUCAACAGUUCACACACCAAGUAGGCUACUGGGAAGACAGGCAGCACUUAAAAAUCCCUAGCUAGCAAAAAGACAGUACUAGACAACAACUGAUUUAAGACUAAGAUUAUACUUAUCACUCCAGGAGAUGUAUCCAAGAGAUAUCAAGAAUCCUCUAGCUAUAGAAUAAAGCACAGACACAAAAUCAUCUGGACACAUGAUUAUGAUACCAAUAUUCCUGGUUGCUCACAACACCAACAUGCUCACUAACUUUUUCUCUCUAAUGCUGUUAUUCAAUUGUUCUUUCUUAGCCACAAUGUAAUUAUAUAGGUUAGUGGCUGUUGUUUUUAUUUCUGCAGGUUAGCUGAGGUGAUGUGUGUGUGGAUGCUAGGUCAGUGUGUGUGAGAGAGAGGGUUGGACGGUAUCCAGAUUUUCAUACCGUUCCUGUACCAUACCGGGAUUAUAUGGUAUUACUGUCGGUGUACACAAGGGGCGCUAUUUCUUUCCAAACAUUGGGGGCCCAACAAAUGCUAAUAAUUAUUAGCGAAAUUCCAUAGCGGAUGCUAGCUAAAUGCUAACAAGUGCAAGGGAACAUAAACUAAUUGCAAGGACAGACAACCCAGCUCAUAUACAAUAAUAUACAACUAUCUCAAAAGGCUGCUAACAGUUUGCUGCAUGCAUGCACAACACAGCAGGGAUCUUGAUCCAUGAUGGAUUGAUUCUCUGCUAGCAUUUUGCUAACUUGCUUGAUCUUGCCAUCUAGCCACAGCUAGCUUCUGUGGAUAGAUGGCAAGAUCAAGCAAGGUAGCAAAAUGCAUAGCUGGAGAUAAUUUAUUUGGCACAUCUUAGAUAGUUAAUUUAUAGUCGUAAGCAGUGGCGUAGCACACACGCCCCCGCGAGAACUUCAGGGGGUCCCCAACCUUUUUUUUUGGGGGGGGGGGGGGGGGGGGGGGGGGGGGGGGGGCGGUAUUGAAAGUCAUACCGUCGGUAUUUGAAAAUACCUUGGUAUAUGGUACAGUUGAAGUCGGAAGUUUACAUACACCUUAGCCAAAUACAGUGGGGGGAAAAAGUAUUUAGUCAGCCACCAAUUGUGCAAGUUCUCCCACUUUUAAAAAGAUGAGAGAGGCCUGUAAUUUUCAUCAUAGGUACACGUCAACUAUGACAGACAAUGAGGAAAAAAAAUCAGAAAAUCACAUUGUAGGAUUUUUAAUGAAUUUAUUAGCAAAUUAUGGUGGAAAAUAACUAUUUGGUCACCUACAAACAAGCAAGAUUUCUGGCUCUCACAGACCUGUAACAUCUUUAAGAGGCUCCUCUGUCCUCCACUCGUUACCUGUAUUAAUGGCACCUGUUUAAACUUGUUAUCAGAAUAAAAGACACCUGUCCACAACCUCAAACAGUCACACUCCAAACUCCACUAUGGCCAAGACCAAAGAGCUGUCAAAGGACACCAGAAACAAAAUUGUAGACCUGCACCAGGCUGGGAAGACUGAAUCUGCAAUAGGUAAGCAGCUUGGUUUGAAGAAAUCAACUGUGGGAGCAAUUAUUAGGAAAUGGAAGACAUACAAGACCACUGAUAAUCUCCCUCGAUCUGGGGCUCCACGCAAGAUCUCACCCCGUGGGGUCAAAAUGAUCACAAGAACGGUGAGCAAAAAUCCCAGAACCACACGGGGGGACCUAGUGAAUGACCUGCAGAGAGCUGGGACCAAAGUAACAAAGCCUACCAUCAGUAACACACUACGCCGCCAGGGAUUCAAAUCCUGCAGUGCCAGACGUGUCCCCCUGCUUAAGCCAGUACAUGUCCAGGCCCGUCUGAAGUUUGCUAGAGUGCAUUUGGAUGAUCCAGAAGAGGAUUGGGAGAAUGUCAGAUGAAACCAAAAUAGAACUUUUUGGUAAAAACUCAACUCGUCGUGUUUGGAGGACAAAGAAUGCUGAGUUGCAUCCAAAGAACACCAUACCUACUGUGAAGCAUGGGGGUGGAAACAUCAUGCUUUGGGGCUGUUUUUCUGCAAAGGGACCAGGACGACUGAUCCGUGUAAAGGAAAGAAUGAAUGGGGCCAUGUAUCGUGAGAUUUUGAGUGAAAACCUCCUUCCAUCAGCAAGGGCAUUGAAGAUGAAACGUGGCUGGGUCUUUCAGCAUGACAAUGAUCCCAAACACACCGCCCGGGCAACGAAGGAGUGGCUUCGUAAGAAGCAUUUCAAGGUCCUGGAGCAGAUCUCAACCCCAUAGAAAAUCUUUGGAGGGAGUUGAAAGUCCGUGUUGCCCAGCCACAGCCCCAAAACAUCACUGCUCUAGAGGAGAUCUGCAUGGAGGAAUGGGCCAAAAUACCAGCAACAGUGUGUGAAAACCUUGUGAAGACUUACAGAAAACGGGUAUAUAACAAAGCAUUGAGAAACUUUUGUUAUUGACCAAAUACUUAUUUUCCACCAUCAUUUGCAAAUAAAUUCAUUAAAAAUCCUACAAUGUGAUUUUCUGGAUUUUAUUUUUGUCAUUUUGUCUGUCAUAGUUGACGUGUACCUAUGAUGAAAAUUACAGGCCUCUCAUCUUUUUAAGUGGGAGAACUUGCACAAUUGGUGGCUGACUAAAUACUUUUUUUCCCCACUGUACAUUUAAACUCAGUUUUUCACAAUUCCUGACAUUUAAUCCUAGUAAAAAUUCCCUGUUUUAGGUUAGUUAGGAUCACCACUUUAUUUUAAGAAUGUGAUAUGUCAGAAUAAUAGCAGAGAGAAUUAUUUCUUUCAGCUUUUAUUUCUUUCAUCACAUUCCCAGUGGGUCAGAAGUUUACAUACACUCAAUUAGUAUUUGGUAGCAUUGCCUUUAAAUUGUUUAACUUAGGUCAAACGUUUCGGGUACUCUUCCACAAGCUUCCCACAAUAAGUUGGGUGAAUUUUGGCCCAUUCCUCCAGAAAGAGCUGGUGUAACUGAGUCAGGUUUGUUCUGCCCACACAUUUCCUAUAGGAUUGAGGUCAGGGCUUUGUGAUGGCCACUCCAAUACCUUGACUUUGUUGUCCUUAAGCCAUUUUGCCACAACUUUGGAAGUAUGCUUGGGUCAUUGUCCAUUUGGAAGACCCAUUUGCGACCAAGCUUUUAACUUCCUGAUUGAUGUCUUGAGAUGUUGCUUCAAAAUAUCCACAUAAUUUUCCUUCCUCAUGAUGCCAUUUAUUUUGUGAAGUGCACCAGUCCCUCCUGCAGCAAAGCACCCCCACAACAUGAUGCUGCCACCCCCGUGCUUCACGGUUGGGAUGGUGUUCUUCGGCUUGCAAGCGUUCCCCUUUUUCCUCCAAACAUAACAAUGGUCAUUAUGGCCAAACAGUUCUAUUUUUGUUUCAUCAGACCAGAGGACAUUUCUCCAAAAAGUACUCCAUGUGCAGUUGCAAACCGUAGUCUGGCUUUUUUAUGGUGGUUUUGGAGCAGUGGCUUCUUGCUUGCUGAGCGGCCUUUCAGGUUAUGUCGAUAUAGGACUCCUUUUACUGUGGAUAUAGAUACUUUUGUACCUGUUUCCUCCAGCAUCUUCACAAGGUCCUUUGCUGUUGUUCUGGGAUUGAUUUGCACUUUUCGCACCAAAGUACGUUCAUCUCUAGGAGACAGAACACGUCUCCUUCCUGAGCGGUAUGACGGCUGCGUGGUCCCAUGGUGUUUAUACUUGCGUACUAUUGUUUGUACAGAUGAACGUGGUACCUUCAGGCGUUUGGAAAUUGCUCCCAAGGAUGAACCAGACUUGUGGAGGUCUACAAUUUUCUUUCAGAGGUCUUGGCUGAUUUCUUUGGAUUUUCCCAUGAUGUCAAGCAAAGAGGUACUGAGUUUGAAGCUAGGCCUUGAAAUACAUCCACAGGUACACCUCCAAUUGACUCAAAUGAUGUCAAUUAGCCUAUCAGAAGCUUCUAAAGCCAUGACAUCAUUUUCUAGAAUUUUCCAAACUGUUUAAAGGCGGAGUCAACUUAGUGUAUGUAAACUUCUGACCCACUGGAAUUUUGAUACAGCGAAUUAUAAGUGAAAUAAUCUGUCUGUAAACAAUUGUUGGAAAAAUUACUUGUGUCAUGCACAAAGUAGAUGUCCUAACCAACUUGCCAAACUAUAGUUUGUUAACAAGAAAUUUGUGGAGUGGUUGAAAAACCGAGUUUUAAUGACUCCAACCUAAGUGUAUGUAAACUUCCGACUUCAACUGUAUAUACGGUAUAUUUCUCAAGCCUAGUGUGUGUUUUGGUAUUAAACAAUCCUAUCUGCGUUAGGUAUUUCCAUUUGACGACGGUAGAGCAGCACAUGAAGGUGGCCUUCUCCAAGGUGCUAAGACACACCAAGAAGAACCCGUCCAACCCCAAGGACAAGAGCACCAGUAUCCGCUAUCUGAAGGGCCAUGGCCCCUUAGGGACACACCAUGCCGGGCAGAAAGGUGAGAUCUUGUUUGACUUCAUGUCAAGAAAAAUUAAGCUUCUUAUAUUGUAGUCAGACCUGAUUUCCAUAUACCCAGUCACUUAGUGACUUGUAUUAGUCAGCUAUGUGUUUCACACAUUUAAAACUUUUCCUUUGGGGCUAAUUCAUUGGGCCUCUCUGAUUCACCGAGUUUGGCAACAUUAUGAAGUCCGUAAGCCCCAUCACUACUGGCUGGUUCUGACCUCAUUGUUACUUGAUUUGCAGUGACUGAUGACAUGUAUGAGGAGCAGGCUGAGGAUCCUGAAAACCCGCUGCGAUGCCCCAUUAAACUGUAUGACUUUUACCUCUUCAAAUGGUGAGUAAUGCCCCCAUUCUCAGUACAUUUCUAGCAGCUAAGAGGAUGUUCUUGCACAGAGUGAUGUUUUCCUUGGUGUUAAAUACACAACGGAGCAUUUUUCUACUGGGAGCCCUUUUAUAUGCAUUUCUAAUUAUCUAAUCAAAUCAACAUGUACUUCUUGAAAGAAAUGUCAGCAUAGAGCCCUGCAACAACUAAUCGCCUGUCUCUCAGUCCCCAGAGCGCUAAGGGGCGUAACGACGCGUACUACCUGACGCCAGAGCCCGUCGUGGCGCCCAACAGUCCCAUAUGGUACUCCACUCAGCCAAUCACAAGUGAGCAGGUGGAGCACAUGCUCACACGCAUCAUCAUGGUGCGAGAGAUCCAGGAGACCAUCGCUAUGUCGUCGGCCAACAUGCACUGA